Molecule: messenger RNA, 831 nt
Organism: Vicia faba (fava bean)
Lineage: Eukaryota; Viridiplantae; Streptophyta; Magnoliopsida; Fabales; Fabaceae
Source: the annotation of a GenBank genome assembly
AUGGAAAGAUGUCAAGCUAAAGUAAGCCCUCCAUGGUUAAGGAGUCACAGCAUCAAAUGCAGACAUCUCGGAUCACGCAUAUACAAGUUCGAGUUGAUUGUAACGGAUGCGCGCAGAAGAUCAAGAAAGCGCUCAAUGACAUCAAUGGUAGGUAUACAUGAUCUUCGUAUCGACUUGGAUCGACAAAGGCUAACAAUUAUUGGAUGGGCAGAUCCAGAAAAAAUUGUCAAAGCAAUUAAGAACAAAGCAAGGAAGAAUGCCACCAUUAUUUGUUCUGAUAUUGAAAAAUCUUCAUCUAAAGCAACAAAACCAGAACCGAAAGAAAAUGUACCAGCCCCAGAUGCAACAGCAAAGCCAGUUCCAAAGGAAGCACCGCAAGCUCGCAGAACCUCCUUUCCUGAACCAAUGCUUGAAGCAACACCGUCAUCGCCAACAUCUACAUGGCACAAUGCUAGACAACAGUGGCAGAACAAUCCAGAAACUGAAGAUGUAGAACAGGUUCAUAUGACACAACAUCAUCAACCUACAUGGCUGAACUAUGUCAACAAGUUCAGUUCUGGCAACAACUAUGUUGAACAGAGGGGCAGACCAUACCAUAAUGGCCCUGAUUUUCUUCAAGAGUCAUCCCGAUUCCAUCCAUUGAAUGUCACACAUAGUUAUAAUACAUACAUGCCAUCUUCUUAUGUUACUGAAUAUGAAUGUGUGAGAUCAUCAUCAUGGCACACACAAUACAACUAUAUGGAACACUACAGUGGAGAUUACAAUAACAACAAUGUAGACAUAGCUGCCAUGUUCAGCGAUGACAAUCCAAAUGCAUGUACAAUAGUCUAG